Molecule: messenger RNA, 6646 nt
Organism: Xyrauchen texanus (razorback sucker)
Lineage: Eukaryota; Metazoa; Chordata; Actinopteri; Cypriniformes; Catostomidae
Product: SH3 and multiple ankyrin repeat domains protein 2-like
Exons: 10
Coding region: 150-3890 (1246 amino acids)
Cellular component (GO): postsynaptic membrane; postsynaptic density; dendritic spine
Molecular function (GO): synaptic receptor adaptor activity; ionotropic glutamate receptor binding
Source: RefSeq, a predicted model, not a curated record
UCAUCAGGCGGUUAUGUCUCGCGCUUACGACACGCUAUCACGCCGGCGACCGGGCCCUGCAUUUCUUAACCGGUGUCACAGCUCCUUCUUCGACAGAUAAAGUCGGCUUUGCGUUUUUCAACGGUUACAACUCUCGUCAUAUCGCAAAAAUGAUGAAUUCCGCUCAGCCGAUUCCUGUCAGAAUGAAGCAUCACUCCGCGCGCGCGGCUGUGGCGAUGAUGAGGAUGACAGGCUGUAAUAACGGUCGUUAUACGCGGAAUUUUCUCCACAGCGACUGCGUUAUCAACGAAAAGACGGUCGUGCUGCAGAAGAAGGAUAACGAGGGAUUCGGUUUCGUGCUGCGAGGGGCGAAAGCUGACACCCCCAUUGAGGAGUUUACCCCGACCCCAGCCUUUCCGGCUUUGCAGUAUCUGGAGUCCGUGGAUGAAGGUGGAGUGGCAUGGAAAGCUGGUUUGAGAACUGGAGACUUCCUCAUCGAGGUGAACCAAGACAAUGUUGUCAAAGUUGGACACAAGCAAGUAGUCAAUAUGAUUCGUCACGGCGGCAACCACUUAAUCAUCAAAGUCGUGACGGUCAGUCGAAAUAUGGAUCCUGAUGACACAGCUCGAAAGAAAGCGCCACCACCUCCACGGAGGGCUCCAUCUACAGCCCUGUCCAUGCGUUCAAAAUCUAUGACCUCAGAGCUAGAAGACCUAGUGGAUAAAGCCACUUUGAGGAAAAAGAAGGAUAAAGUGGACGAGGUUGUGCCACCUCAGAAACCCAUGUGGGACAACUCAAACGUAGAUGUGAGGGUGGCGGCAAUCAAACCCCGGCCGACUAGCAAAUGUUUCGCUGUCAACCCUGAAAUGAAUUCUCUCUGCAAUAGUCAGGAUACAGCUGUAGACUCGCUGCCACAGCCAGUGAGUCCUAGAGGCCCUUACCUGGGUGUACCAAAGGGAACCAUACGAAGACAAACGUCUAUAGGUAUGGGGUUGUUUAUUACAGGUGUAACCGAAGAAGAGAAGCAGUUCCUCACUCCUCCAAUGUUGAAAUUUACAAGAAGCCUUUCAAUGCCCGACACAUCGGAAGAUAUUCCACCCCCUCCAGCCAUAUCCCCUCCAUCUCCACCUCAAAAUAAUGCUCUCGUCCAACCUGGUCGGGGAUAUGGUACUAUCAGAGCAGGUUUUAGCUCCCAGAGUCCAAAUGCAAACAACACAGCCCCAGACAGAGGUGAAGGUCCCGGGUGGAGAGAUCAGGGCAUGUAUUAUCGAGACAACCCUGAGAAAUAUGAUUCAGAGGGAUACAAUCACAGCCCAACAGCCCAGCAGAGUCUUCAUAAGCGCCGUGCCCAGAUCCCUGAGAAUCCUUACUCAGAUGUGGGUAAGAUGGGACAAGCUGGACUUUUUGUUCCCAACAAACCUGCCAGAAGAAAGGGCAUGCUUGUGAAGCAGUCCAAUGUGGAGGACAGUCCUGAAAAAACUUGCUCCAUACCUAUUCCUACUAUAAUAAUCAAAGAGCCCUCCACCAGCAGCAGUGGCAAGAGCAGCCAGGGAAGCAGUAUGGAGAUUGAAAUGACCACCCCAGACCACCCAGGGCAGCUACGUCCUGAAGAUGGCUUUAAUCCAGCCAGUCCCUUUGCAGCUGCGAUCGCCGGUGCAGUCAGAGACAGGGAGAAGAGGCUUGAUGCUCAUCGAAACUCCCCAUCUUUUAAGUCUACUGAUGCAGGUGACGAGGAUGUUGCACCAACACCAGCCCCACGUCUCCAACACUCAAAGUCUAUCGAUGAAGGCAUGUUUAGUAGUGAUGAGCGGUUGCAUAGGCUCAUGGCACCUCCCUCAUCACUGCUUAGCAUUCCUAGAGGUGGUGGCAAUGUGACAGACUUCAACAGCCCUGAGCCCACCAUGGUACGGGAACUGUUGAAUACGCGUACAGGACACAGCCCAUUAAGCUUGCCUGCUCAUAAGACCUACAGCUCAGGGGGCGGGAAUUAUGUUCAUCCGGUUACAGGCAAACCGUUAGACCCCAAUUCACCAUUAGCUUUAGCAUUAGCAGCCCGUGACAGAGCCAUGAGGGAGCAAUCACAACCUCUUCCACUAAAGAGUGACCUAUCCAAACUUGAUCUUAAUAAACCACUUUUCAUCGACACUAAGCUUCGAUCAAAUGUGGAGGUUGGUUUUUCGAGUACUGCCACCAUGGGUCGUCCCCGCGGAGGCCUGCGCCGACAGAUGACAGAGUCCAAAUAUGAGACCGAAUCCAAGUAUCAGCUCGAUCUGGGCAAGCCCGAGAAAAGGCCAGAGGAGAAGAAGAACAUGCUCAUUGACAUCGUAGACACCUCGCAGCAGAAGUCAGCUGGUCUGCUGAUGGUACACACCACAGAUGGGGCAAAAUCUGAGGAUAACAGCUUGUCAGAGGGUGACAGGGACGAUGCAGUUAGUCCCGACAACACCCCCGGGGAGCUUCGCGACCCCAACCAGCCAGCUCCUUCUAAACCCCCGGCUCCCAAGCAGCUAUCAGAUUCACCUCACGGCAAGACCAUCAUAACUGUUAGCUCCGUGGAUGAGCCUGUCAAGCUGCCCUUCGGCUUCCCUCCACCACCCUUGGCCUCCGUCGACAUUGAUGAAGAGUUUGUGUUUGCUGAACCUUUGCCGCCCCCACUGGAGUUUGCCAACAGUUUUGACAUUCCUGAGGACCAUGUGGGAAGUAUAGCUGAGCUGCUAAAACAGAAAACGAAUGGCACAAAAGGGUCUUCUCUUGCUCCCUACUACCCAGCUUUAGGUGGCGGAAAUUCCGAAAUUAAAAGACCAACGGUUCUCACAAACUGCACACCUCCCAGCUUCCCUCCAGGGCCACUAGAGCCCUACGAACAAAUCACUGACUCGGGUAUUGAGGUAGACAGCCGGAGCAGUGGUGACCCCCAGAUGGAGACUACCAGCACCAUCUCCACUGUGUCCAGCAUCUCCACCUUGUCUUCUGAAGGUGGGGAGACCCUGGACACUUGCACUGUCUAUGCAGAUGGACAAGCCUUUCUGGUGGACAGAUCUCAAAUCCUGUCCAAGCCGAAACCCAAACCUGCCAUCAAGAGCAAUGCACUUUACAAGGACCCUUUGCCUGAGGAGAAUGUGAGCUCUUUCAGAUUCCCCUCAAUGGUCCCACCUCCGCCCCCUGGAAAUAUUCCACCAGAGCCCUUGAAAACCCCAACGCAAAGGACCUCAAAGCUUUGGGGCGACCCUCCGGAGAUGAAAGGCCCAGAAGCCAAGCCCCAUGGAAUGGGCGAGCUGAAUUCAGUUCUGCAGCAUGUGAACAAGGACAAAGCACCAAAGCCAGGGGAAGUAUUAGACUCUCCAACGGGAUCCAGGACUCACUUUGGAAUGAGAAAUCAGGAUGGUGUAUCCCUCAUCUCAGGUACACAGCAGAACACCAACGUUACCUUCACUACCCAGCCUGGCCCCAAUGUGCCUGUCCCAUCACCGUGCCAUCAGGCCGAAAGCCUGCCCCCCCACCACCACGCACCAAGCCCUAUCAUGUCCCCUCCGGACUCUGGCCUCAGUUGUGCCUCUUCCCUCCCAACCUCGGUCACUUCCCCCACUAUGACGGACGUCUUUGGUCUGCCCACUCCGCCCCUCAGUCUGGGCACAGGGCGUAGCCGCUCCCCUUCCCCCCUCACUCUCAUCCAGGCUGUUUCAAACAAGCCGUUCGCCACCAAACCUGUUCUUAUGUGGAGCAAGCAGGAUGUGGCCGAUUGGCUCGAGAGCUUGAACCUGGGUGAGCACAGGGAUGCCUUUAUGGACAACGACAUUGAGGGCAGCCACCUACCUAACCUGCAAAAGGAGGAUCUUAUCGACUUGGGUGUGACCCGUGUGGGUCACCGAAUGAACAUUGAGCGGGCGCUAAAAGUACUCUUAGACAGAUGAGACUGGGCGAGACGUCCUCUCUGGGACUCAAUGCAUCUUGUUCAUAAGCUUUGUUUCCCUCUUCCCUUAUUUUGGUUUAAAAAUGUGUUGUCCUAUCAUGCUUUCAGUGGAUUUUAGGGACUCUCACAUCCUGAAGAAACGACAGAUUUGACAAAGCGUUCAAAAUAUCCGCAUAAGCACAAGCGGUUCCCUGCGAUUCUGUUCCAAGAGCUCCGGCACCAGAGAAGACAUUGAAGCCAACACACUGUUUGGAGUCCACAAACCUGAGCUUACCAUUCUUUGGCUAUUAAGGACUUUGACCUCCUUUGAAUCCACUGAAACCAGCAGAGCUGGGGAUCCAUUUUCUAUCUUUGCUAAGACAAUUCUACAGAGAAUAUUUCUUCAGGAAAAAAGGAAACCUUUGUCUAUGUAUCAGCUGCCUAUAAAAUAUCUUGCUUUUUUUCUCCUACUAAACCCUUGACCAAGAGGUACACGAAUCUCUAAGAUGUGAUUGGUGGACAUAAAUUCAUGUCCCUCAGUUCAUUCACUGACAGUCCUAGAAUGGGCAUGGUCACUUGAAACAGAGGUAAAUUCUCCCUACGUGUGAACAAACGUAACAGUAGCAAGCAGCAGGUCUCUCCACCAUCUUUAGUCAUUGAAUACGCUAACAUUGGGUGUUUGUCUGAAUGAUCAAAAUUCUCUUGGGUCUUUUUGAAUUGUGAUUUACUAUUAGGUGUCUUCCAUAUGGUAAGGAGGUCUAUGGCAUUCCCACCAACAUUUUAUUUGUACCUUCAAUCUACACUAGGUUGCGCUGUUGCUCAGUUUUGCCAACUCACUAUAAUUUCCCAGAUGUUUUCACUGGAACUAUAAUAAUAGGUCUUUGCAGGAACACAUAAGUUUGAACUGUUGCGUAUACUGAAAUAUCGAGAUUUGGAGUUUCUUGGAUGAACAUAAAUGACACGAUUUAAGACGGUUAUUUGACAGCUUUGAGUUGAAUGCUAACACAAUCACUCUAUAAAAGGGCCAGUAUGUAUGUUUUUUACUUUAAAUAUGUGACAGAUUCUUAAUAUUUGAACUAUUGUUUUUUUGUUUGUUUUUUUCGAAAUGAUAAUUCGCUAGAUCCUUGGUUGAUGGUAAAAAAAGGAUGUCCAGAACGCUAUAGGAAACCUUGAUCUAUACAUAUCAAUUUCGUCAAUUGUAACUGGUACAGGAUAUGACUUCAUAUCUGUAAAUUGUUGGGUAGUAGGCUACUUUUAUUUUUGUUUGAUAUUUGAUUCGGAUAGACAUUCAUUUUAUUCGAUUUCUUUUUACAACCUACAAACUUUAGGCAAUUUAAGUGUGUCCACAAUCAAAUCACUUUCACAUUCUUGAUUAAUAGUCCCAACAAAGUGCUUUUAUUUAAAUGUAGUUUACAUUUAUGUCCUGCAAAACUUCUGAUCCACAGGGCAUUUGUGCAACAAGUAGGGAAACAUUUGAUGUGGCUGUCAUAUUAAGUUGUUCAUUUUAUCUAAACAUGUAACUGCAAUGUGUGCCUAUCCAUGUUACAAUUUGACACAACUACAUCUCUUGUUUAGUUGUGAUUUUACUGUCGUUAAGACACUUGUCUCAGUCAGUUAUCAAAAACUUGAUUCAAUUGUUUUGGACUAUAAACGCCAUAGAAAAGUCCCACAGCCAUUUCUGUUUAAAUAUUCCAUAACUACACAGGUAUGGGAUGAGAUUAAUAUUAAUAUAGUUGUGUGAUAUAUACAUGGUUGAAACAUUCUUUCCCCAGACACGAAGAGAUCGUAUGCCAGCAUUAUACAUGUCACCUUCAGUAUUAAGUUCAAAACACUGUGGGUAAUAUCAGAACUGAGGGAAAAUUAAUAGAUGUCGAGAAUGCCUGUGAAUGAAAUAAAUGUAUGAUGACUGUUUAAAGUAUGCAGUGAAGAGAUUCAGAAAUACAAAUUAUAUAUGUUUGCUUAUCUCUCAACCUUAGAGGAGUUAGAAUUAUCAUCUCUAUAUAUCUUAUUUUAGGAAACAGCACAGUAUUUUAAAGAUUUAUAGAAAUAUUUAUGAAAUUUUUAUGAAAUUUAACUCUGAUAUAUGGUGUGCCAAAAAUCUAUAUGGUAUCAGUUAAGAAGCAAUACACAAAGUUAUAAAGAACACUGUUUGGGUUUUCCUUGCCAGUAUUCCACAGUACAGUAUAUAAUAUUAUGAAAUGAAAUUUACAUAUACAUAGGUCUCAGUGAAUUAGAACAUAUGAAGAUAAUGGCUGUCACCUGCUUCUUUUAGAUUAUGUAAUUAAAGAAGUUAAAAUGUCGAUUUGUGUGGUGUGUAUAUUUGACGAAACAAAAACUAGCACAUAUUUGUAUGCCACUUAACAACGUACGAUAUGUGAAAACAUUUCCAAAUUGAGUGUAUGACCAAAUGACACCUUAACAUUUCUGGCAGCACUGAACGUAAGAUUUCAAUUUUAAGUGAAAAAGCAUUUUAUAUGAAGACACUGAGUUUCCAGAAGAAUAUUCUUCAUAGUUGUCUCUCACACACUUGCUGUGAGGAAUGCAUUCACUUGAUUUAUGUUGAUGUCAUUUUGUGCUGAUUAAAAUGAAAGUGAGAAGUUUUUGUGACUGCACUUUCCUCAAAAUUCUCAAAACUUAUGUAAUGAAAAAAACAAAAUUUACAGGAAGAAAUAAAUACGAUUGCAAAAUCUGUUGUCAAACUCAUGUAGCUCUUCCAUGUGUUUUGUUUACAUAGCUUGUCUUCGCUUGGUUUUAUGUCAGUUUGUCACAUAUCCAUUA